Molecule: messenger RNA, 1493 nt
Organism: Numida meleagris (helmeted guineafowl)
Lineage: Eukaryota; Metazoa; Chordata; Aves; Galliformes; Numididae
Gene: ZNRF1
Product: zinc and ring finger 1
Source: RefSeq, a predicted model, not a curated record
CUUCCGCCGCCUCUCGCCGCCCGGCGCGGCCCCGUUCCCCGCGCGGGGGGGGCUGCGGCUCGGCUCCCUCCGGCCCCGCGCUGCCCAUGGGGGGCAAGCAGAGCACAGCCGCCCGCUCGCGGGGCCCUUUCCCGGGGGUGUCGACGGAUGACAGCGCCGUGCCGCCGCCGGGGGGGCCGCCCCCCUUCGGCCAUUACCGGGCGGGCGGCGGCGGCGCCAUGGGGCUGCGCAGCCGCUCCGUCAGCUCGGUGGCCGGCAUGGGCAUGGACCCCGCGGCCGCCGGAGCCGUCCCCUUCGGGCUGUACGGCCGCGCGGCGGGGGAGGCCGAGCGGGCCCCGGGCGGCGGAGGGCCGGGGACCGACUCCACGUACGCCCAUGGCAACGGUUACCAGGAGACGGGAGGCGGUCACCAUAGAGACGGGAUGCUCUACCUGGGCGCCCGGGCCUCGCUGGCCGAUGCGCUGCCCCUGCACAUCGCGCCGCGCUGGUUCAGCUCGCACAGCGGUUUCAAGUGCCCCAUUUGCUCCAAAUCCGUGGCUUCUGACGAGAUGGAAAUGCACUUUAUCAUGUGUCUGAGCAAACCUCGCCUCUCCUACAACGACGACGUGCUGACCAAGGACGCCGGCGAGUGCGUGAUCUGCCUGGAGGAGCUGCUGCAGGGGGACACGAUAGCCAGGCUGCCCUGCCUCUGCAUUUAUCACAAAAGCUGUAUAGAUUCCUGGUUUGAAGUGAACAGAUCUUGCCCAGAGCAUCCUUCUGAUUGACCUGCUGGGCGUGCUUGCUGACUUCUCUCUAAGGGCACCUUGCUACCUGCUGUACCUCCUCUCCCCGUCCCACCCGCCCCACCUGGACUUUUGGGCUGACAUUGAAUUCCUCAAAGAAGACGAAAAAUCAAAAAAAAACAAAAAAAAAACCCGGAAACUUGAACCCACUCGGGACAACGGCGAUUUUUUUUAUUUUAUUUUAUUAUUUUUAUUUCUCGUCUUUUAAUUUAAAGAUUGAAAAAAAAAAAAAACAAAAAACAAAAAACAAAAAAAACGAACCGCAGCACCAAACCACGGAACAUCCAGGAGAGACAGUGUGAGAAGAGUGGAGCGACCCGCCCUGCCUCCGGCCACGAGGAGGGAUCCAGCACCGAGGGAGCCGCCGCCGUCCUCGGCCCAGCCCUGCCAUGAUGUUUGGCUUUUCUCCCCGCGUGGAGCGGCGCUGCCGGGGACCGCCGCCAAACGGAGCACGCGGCACUUCUCACCGGCACCGGGCUCGCCUGGCGCCCGCGGGCUCUGCUCGGUUUUUGCACUGACUACACGGGAAUUUCCUCCUCUCUCCCGUCUCCCUUUUGGAGAUCUCCAGCCCGGCCCCGGCAGCGCGUGACGGGGACUCUGCCCCACGCCGGGAGCGGGACCGCCGCUCUGCCCCAUAGCGGGGUCUGUCUUUCAAGUGUUUACAAGGAGAAAAAGAAAAAAGGAAAAAAAAAACAAAAACAAAAAACAAAA